UACACAGCCCCAUACAAUCCCGGUAUCCUACACCCCACCACCCUUUAGCCCUCUCUCUCUCUCUCUCUCUCUCUCUCCUCUAUCAAACACCCACAGAAUUUCCUUUCUCAUUCGACUUAAAAAAAAAGAAGGAAAUGUUGGUUUCGGUGUUUCUUGCACUGUUUCUACCGUGCGCCGGCAUGAGCGCAGUGUUCGUGGUCUACUUAUGUCUGUUGUGGUACGCGGCGAACAUCGACAGCAACCGGACUGAUUACCGGCUACCGGAGAAACCGGAGGAGAAGAGUGGUCUGACGGCGGCGGAGCUGGAAAAGCUGCCCAAGAUUACGGGAAAGGAAUUGGCGAUGGGGACGGAGUGCGCGGUGUGUCUGGACGAGAUAGAGGUGGAUCAACCGGCUCGGCUGGUACCCGGUUGCAAUCACGGGUUUCAUCUACAAUGCGCCGAUACGUGGCUUUCCAAAAACCCUGUUUGCCCUGUUUGCAGGGCUAAGCUCGACCCUGAGUUUUUUAACCCUCCUCAAGACAAUCCCUGCUAGAGAGAGAGAGAGAUUGUGGAUUCUCUGUUUUCAUGGUUUUAAUUGUUUAUUUUAUUUUAUUUUUUUGAAAUUUUAUUGGGUUUUUAGAGAUGGUGAUUAGUCUUUUUUUGAUAUAUGUUUGUGUCUGGGUGAUCAUGAGGUUCUUUAGAACUACAUAAAACACAACCUUCUUCUGUAAAUAUAUAUAUAUAUAUAUUUUUAUAAUAAAACUUUAUGUAUAAUACAGGUUU
This is a messenger RNA of Camellia sinensis, 763 nucleotides long. RefSeq names its product RING/U-box superfamily protein. NCBI's taxonomy places the organism in Eukaryota, Viridiplantae, Streptophyta, Magnoliopsida, Ericales, Theaceae. The record is from RefSeq and is a predicted model, not a curated record.